AUGACUAAUACUACCGCUGCCAAAACUGUUAUCCUGACAAGAAGAGAAGUGUUCUCCGCAAGUCAUCGAUUAUAUUCAGAUAAAUUGACACCUGAACAGAAUAAGGAGAUAUAUGGAAAGUGUAUAAAUCAACAUGGACAUAACUAUACAUUGGAGGUAUCAGUGCGUGGAAAGUUGAAUGCCGAUACAGGAAUGUUCUUAAACAUUAGUGAACUGAAACAGAUUAUAAAGGAGGAGGUCAUGGAUCGUAUGGAUCACAAGAAUCUAGAGGUCGAUGUCAAGGAGUUUGAAGGCGUAGUCACCACCACCGAGAACCUCUGUGUAGUCAUCUUCCAACUACUCCAAAAGCGUCUAAACGAACUACUCUACGAAGUCAAAAUACUAGAGACAGAGAACAACUUUGUCAUUUACCGAGGCGAGUGA
Acytostelium subglobosum LB1 is the source of this 423-nucleotide messenger RNA. RefSeq lists its product as hypothetical. NCBI's taxonomy places the organism in Eukaryota, Evosea, Eumycetozoa, Acytosteliales, Acytosteliaceae. The transcript is spliced from 2 exons. The record is from RefSeq and is a predicted model, not a curated record. The coding region runs from base 1 to 423 and encodes 140 amino acids. Gene Ontology annotation, cellular component: mitochondrion.